AAGUGAACACCAUGUCUUUAUUUCAAAGGUCCAUCUUUGGAAGGACCGUCCUCCAUCUCCAAGCCUUCAGUAUACCUUCAAUGGAAGAUUACUCAGGACCACAAGUCUUUGUUGAGCUUCGCUUUACUAAGUUCUACACAACAAUUGGAGAACAUAACUCUACCAAAAAAAGAAUCCCUUUCUGUUUUUAUGUAGGCCAACUCCCAAUCCUCCGAGCUUUACAAUUGAUUGUCUUGGAAGUCUUCUCGCAUAUUGAAAAUCAUCCAGAUACAAGAGAACUUGAGCUUUGUGAGGAGCAUCUCCUCCAAUUUGCAUCAGGGGCUACAACAACACAAGGCCCAACAACGGAAUCAGCACUUGAGCUGCUUGUUGACAUUGGCUUCCUCUGCGAUGAUAGGUGGACUCUUGAGGAUGUGAACAAUAUAAAUGACUUAAUGCAGGAGAUGCCUUUGGUGGAGGAGGAGGGGGAUGACGAUGAGUUUGCCAGUGCUACAUUGGACUAUGAUCUCGCUGAGGUUGGUGAUAGGAUAGAAGAAAUCGGGUUUGAUGAGCCAACAAGUGGCUCUUCAGUUGAGGGACUAGAACAAGUGUCAUAUGUUAAGAGAGAUGGAUUUCAAGAAGAGUGUGUGAUAUGCCUCGAGGAGUUUAAUACUGAAGCAAAAGUGAGUCAGAUGUCUUGUUCCCAUCUAUUUCAUAGCCGAUGUAUCGCUCAAUGGCUGGAAAGGAGUCACCUUUGCCCUCUUUGCAGAUGCCCUUAUGAAGAGCCAUAAAAGUUUCUUUAAUCUUGAGUGCUUCUAUAUUUCUUUUUCUCUUUUGUUGUUGGAUCAAUGAAGUUCACAUAUAUUAUUAUAUAAUAUGCUAUAUGACAAAAUGAUGGACAUGUGUGUCU
Molecule: messenger RNA, 889 nt
Organism: Phoenix dactylifera (date palm)
Lineage: Eukaryota; Viridiplantae; Streptophyta; Magnoliopsida; Arecales; Arecaceae
Source: RefSeq, a predicted model, not a curated record